AUGAGCACGAAUACACCAUUGCUGCAGACCAUUGAACCUGAUGAUCCUUCAACAGCGCAGGCUUCAUCUAGAAACACUACAUCCAAUGUCCGACCUGCGGUAGUCUUGACACCUAAUAAUAUGGCCUCCACUCCAGCCGAUGCAGAAUCAGGCAUUGCUGGGAUAUUGAGACAGUCUGCACAUCCUGCGGUCUUAUUUUGCCUCUAUUUCUUUAGGAUAUCCGCCAUCGCUGUGUAUAUCUUAUGUGGAUUGUUAACAAGCAGCUAUGUUCUUUCCACGGUGGCGGUUGUUGUCCUACUUGCAAUGGACUUCUGGAAUUGUAGAAACGUUGCUGGGCGCACUCUUGUUGGCCUGCGUUUCUGGAACCAGGUAGACGACGAUGGAGAGAGCUAUUGGGUGUUUGAGAGCAGAGACCCAUCAAGACCAGCAAACCCAGUGGAUGCUAAGAUGUUCUGGAUAGCUCUUUACGCGUUUCCAGCACUCUGGCUACUGCUCUUCAUAGCCUCCAUCAUCCGUUUCAACUCAUUUAUACCCAUCGUGAUUCUAGCGCUUGUAUUCAAUGUUACUAAUGCCGUUGGAUUCACUUAUGCAGAUAGGGAUGCAAAACAAAGAUGGGCCAAUAGUAUUGCAUCUUCUGGAUGGAAUAUGGGAAUGGGGGGCAUAGGGGGGCAGAUUCUGGGUGGCGCCAUGAAGAACAGUAUCGGGAGAUUGUUUGGAUGA
Messenger RNA from Suillus paluster, 720 nucleotides. RefSeq lists its product as uncharacterized. Gene Ontology annotation, cellular component: Golgi membrane. Gene Ontology annotation, biological process: protein secretion; vesicle-mediated transport. The coding region runs from base 1 to 720 and encodes 239 amino acids. The record is from RefSeq and is a predicted model, not a curated record. NCBI's taxonomy places the organism in Eukaryota, Fungi, Basidiomycota, Agaricomycetes, Boletales, Suillaceae. The transcript is spliced from 10 exons.